ACCAGUGCGGUCGUGAUGGGCAUUGUGGGACACCUCUUGGAGGCCAAUUCGGACAACAUAAGCAGGAAUAAGAAAAUUGUUGAUUAUUCACAGUUUGGGGACUUUGAAAAUGAUGAUGAAGACUUUGCCUGUGUACCUGCACCUUCAAAAAAAAAAUCUAGAGUAGUACCUACAGAGACAAAUAGAGAGAAAAAGGAGAAGCAGAAAAGGCCACACAGAGAGGUGACUACAGUGCCGAAGAAAACACCCAGUAAAAGGAUAGCCUUAGAUGACAAACUUUACCAGCGAGAUUUAGAAGUUGCGUUAGCCUUAUCAGUUAAAGAACCAUCUGCAGACAUCCUUGAAGUGCAAGAUUCACAAGAACAAGGCAUCAAAAAAUGUACAGCUAUUGAAUUAGAAAGUGUAGACAACAGUUCCCUUCUCUCCGACUGCAGUGCAGAUAGUGGUCUCUUAGGCCCCGAUCAGGUCACAGUUGAUAGUGACAUCCCCACAGAUGGCCAUAGGCAAAGAAGAGCAGCAUCUAAAGCUGUGUCGCAGCAGAAGUUACUGAUAGAUGACAGUAAUGAGGGAGACCAUGCUCAUAACUAUGAGCCAGAAUUUGUCUGUGAUGAGGAAUCAGAGGGUGGUUCAGAUUUCAGUGAGGAAGAUGAUGAAGACUUUGCUGCAAAAAAGAAGAAAACUAAAGAAAAUAAAAGGAAAGAAAUUAAGUUAAAGGUCCAAACAGAAAAAGAAAAGAACCCCCCCAAAUCCAGAAUUAAUGCUACAACCAAAGUGACUCCAGUAGUUUCUUCUCCACGGGUAGUCCAAGCAAAAUCUCAGUUAACAUUGAAGGAGACAUCAAGUUCUCCAGAACCUAUUGGAGAACCUUUAUACGCAUCAAGUCCCUCAACAGACAAGAAAAAGCCCAAAUGGAUACCACCAGCUGCCUCGGGAUGCAGUAGUAACCCACUGAGAGGAAUUUCAGUUAAAUCACCUACUCAGGGUCUCAGACUUGGCCUGUCCAGAUUAGCACGAGUGAAACCACUGCACCCAGCUGCUGCCAGCAGUUGAAUGGUCUAUGAAAGUGUGUCUCACUUGAAGAACUGCUGUUCGGAAAGAAUUGGGUGUGUGAUAGGGUUCUGUUGUUUUUAAACAGGGUUGAAAACUAUUGAGCAGAAAACUAUUCAUUAAACUGUUCAUUCAGAGGGAGGAAAUGCUGUCAAUGUUGCUUGUCUGUUACUAAUAAAGGGCAUUCAUCCUUCAAGGUGCAGUGUACCACCAGUGAAGUGCUGGGCACCUUCAGCUGCUGAAUAAUAUUACUUAAUCAACUAGAUCUCAGGUUGCUCAGCACCUUGAUGGAUCAGGCCCAAAGAAAAGGAUUGUGUAUUUGAGAUUGUAUCCUUUGAUGUUUGGCCUUUUUUGGGGAAAAAAAAAAUAAGCAUUACAUUUUUAAAUUGCAUAAAAUCAGAAUCUAAAAAGCAGUGUAUCAAUUAUGGAUCUAAAUAUAUAGAAUGGAUUCUUAAUGUAACCUUAAAGUUACAGUUUUGAAUUCCAAAUUUUUAGUAUUCAUUCUGUUCAUAGUCCAAUUAAAGCAUCCCUUUAGUAAAGUGAAAUCAUUGUUCCUCUUGGUCCAGAAAAGUUGAUUCUCAAAUCUUUGUUAAAACUUACUGAUAGUUGUAUUUGUGUGGAUUUUAUUGCUAAGAAUGUAUAAUGUCUUGCUUAGAAAACUGUAUUUUAAAAAAAAGUAAAAUAAAAUAUAUUUUAUAAACA
Chelonoidis abingdonii (Abingdon island giant tortoise) is the source of this 1749-nucleotide messenger RNA. RefSeq names its product RAD51 associated protein 1 (gene RAD51AP1). Gene Ontology annotation, biological process: double-strand break repair via homologous recombination; interstrand cross-link repair. NCBI's taxonomy places the organism in Eukaryota, Metazoa, Chordata, Testudines, Testudinidae. Gene Ontology annotation, molecular function: double-stranded DNA binding; single-stranded DNA binding. The record is from RefSeq and is a predicted model, not a curated record.